CUGUCCUUCUCUCUUUCUUUAUUUUCUUAAGCUCCAUUUGUUGCUGCUUUCUCAUGAGUGUCCGUUCAUCAUCCUCAAUAACUAAAUUCGAGUAUGAAUUUAUAUAAAGUCUAUAGGUUUACCUCCAAGCAGAGCAGUCAACCCAUCAUCUCAUUUCGAGAUGAGAAACUCACUCCAAUCUCACUCAACUCUCCUUUCCUUCAUCCCAAUUCAUCAUCAACCUGUUUUCCAUCUCCAUCUUCAUCUCCAAUGGAAAGUUCUCUCCAAAAGUAUCUUAAUAUACACAUCUUAUUGUUUUUAUCUUAUAUAUUGUAUAUUUCACGUGUAGUGUACAAUUUAAAUACAGAGUUCUGUUGAAAAUAACUACUUUCCUAUCAACGAUACAAAUGCAUACAUCUAUACACUUUGAAAAGUAUUUAGAUUUUUAAAAAUGUUACAUUUGAUUUUAUUUAUUUUUGACAAUGUUACAUUUGAUUUAAUCAAAAUUGCUUACCAAGAAAGUAAAAACAAGAGAAAAAAAACAGACAGUUAUUUCUCGCGCGAAGACAAUAAUUAAUCGAACAAACACAACUGUUGGAUAAAAUAACUAACUAUAACGACCAUUAACCGCCAUAAUUUCACCCCUGUCUACAAAAACCUUUCUUUGUUCUUCAACAUUCCUCCCUCACUCUUUGUUCUUCAACUCUCAAGCAUCGCUCUGCUUGAGAGAGAUUUUCUCUUCUCCUUUUUGGUCUCAUCCAAAACAAGAAGAAGAGAGAGCAAUUAGAAGAAGAGUGCAAACACAACACAAAAAUGGCGGGUGAUGGUCCAAAACCGAUGGCUCUUCAAGUCAAUGAAGAUGAAGAUCUGUACUAUGAUGCUUACUCAGAAGAAGAUCUUAUAAACUUCAUGUCUAACCCUAAUCCAAAUCUAAUGGACUUGCCCUUCCCCCAAGAGCCUCUUCCUCCUCCUACUGGGUUGUUGCAAAAUCCUUCAUUAAUCUCACUCCCCAAAAGGGACACCAUCAAAGAGUAUCUUGAAUCACUUAAAAUCGGUGAUGAUUCAUUUACUUUGGACACGUCAGAUUUACUAAGUGGUGAUCUCAGCGACUGCAUCGAUUAUACUGUCCGAGGAGAGUUUGGUAAUGAUAAUGUCGGAGAGAGCGGUAUCCUUGAGGCGAGUACUCAUGUUUUUGUGGAAAAUGCUUACAACUCUGAAAUUGGUGGUUCGUCGACUAUGCCUGUCCCGGUGAUUACACCAGCACCGACCAUCUCUCAAGGAGUUUUCUUAUGCACUUACUGCAACCUUCUCCGACAAUUAGUCCAUGCCAAUGGUCAGGAGAUGAUGAGACUUGAUCUCUAUGGAGGGAUUGGAUACUUCUGCCAUGCGAUUAUCGAGACUCGUCGAUUCGAUGGUUCUAACGAACUUCGAUACCAAACGUGUCAUUUGAUGGAUUUACUGAUGGAGGAUGUGAAGAAAUUUAUUGAAGAUUAUUGUGCGGCGAGGGCAGCAAGUGGUUUUGUAAUCAUGCAAGAUACUAAUGCAGAUUUCUAUCAAGCUAUGAAUGCUUGUACUACAAAUAGCCAGUCUCUUAUGUCGACAUUGCCACCACGAGUUGAUAUUCCAGUGUCCUUGGCUAUGCCUAAUGAAUCUCUAAUUGUUGCAUCUGUGCCCCCUGCUGUGAAAGUGAAAGGAAGGCCGAGGAAAGAAACUCAUCUCUCUGCACAGAGGAAGCGGACUAAGAAAUUAACAGUGAAAGACAUGAGCGAACUCUUUGAGUUGCCUAUCGAAAAAGCGGCUCGAAGGUUGAGGAUUUGUACAACAGCCGUAAAACUCAUCUGCAGGAGGGGAGAAGUGUAUCGAUGGCCUCAACGGAAACUUAAAAGUCUGCGGGAGAAAGUCGCGGCACUGAAGAAUGUAGUAUCCAAUUCAACAGAUGCAAGAGCAAGGGCUCGUGCGGAAGGGAAGAUUGAAAAAUUUGAGAAACAGAUUAAUGCUAUCUAUAGCAAAGCAAUCGAAAACGCUUAAGUGAUUUUCAGAUGAUUAAAGACUACUUGUGUUGAUGAGUCCUAUCCCCUUUGUCAUCACAAAGGAUUGUCACCGUUACCGGUUGGUUUUGUUUGACGUUGGUACUACAGUUUUAUGUCUCUUGUCUCGACAUGAGAUACACUUUUGGUUGUCUGACGUUUAUGUCUCUUUCUCUACAUGAUAUUUAUACACUUUUGGUUGUCUUCACUCUUUCCUCUUUUGGAAACUAUAUGUUAUCAAAAGAAAAUCAAAUA
This is a messenger RNA of Raphanus sativus (radish), 2261 nucleotides long. RefSeq lists its product as uncharacterized. NCBI's taxonomy places the organism in Eukaryota, Viridiplantae, Streptophyta, Magnoliopsida, Brassicales, Brassicaceae. Gene Ontology annotation, molecular function: DNA-binding transcription factor activity. Bases 793 to 2007 code for a protein of 404 amino acids. The transcript has 4 exons. The record is from RefSeq and is a predicted model, not a curated record.